Molecule: messenger RNA, 1653 nt
Organism: Penicillium paradoxum
Lineage: Eukaryota; Fungi; Ascomycota; Eurotiomycetes; Eurotiales; Aspergillaceae
Product: putative choline transport protein
Exons: 3
Coding region: 1-1653 (550 amino acids)
Biological process (GO): transmembrane transport; amino acid transport
Cellular component (GO): membrane
Molecular function (GO): transmembrane transporter activity
Source: RefSeq, a predicted model, not a curated record
AUGACGGACGACAAAAUGGUGGUGUUCGCAAGGCAAUUGUCCCAGGGCAGUGAAAAGUCCCCGAAAAGAGACACUGCACUGGAUGCAGUACGGCUAGAAUCUGCACUGGGUCAUAAACAAGAGCUGUCGCGGAACUUUGGACUGUGGAGUUUGACCAGUUUGGGAAUUGUCAUUGCAAAUUCCUGGGCGUCAACAGGUGGUACAAUUGUUGCUGCACUUCAAAAUGGUGGCCCCAUGGCCGUUUUGUACGGGCUGAUCCUGGUCAGUGUUUUCUAUACAGCCAUCUCGGCUUCCUUAGCGGAACUUGCCUCGUCGAUGCCUUCCGCUGGCGGUGUAUACUACUGGUCAUCGGUGUUGAGCCGCAGCCAGGGACGGGCAACGGGAUUCUUCACUGGAUAUUUGAACGCUUGCGCCUGGCUGCUGUCUGCAUCGUCCAUGAGUUCCAUGUUGGGAAACGAGGGUGUGGCCAUGUAUCUGCUCCGGAAUCCAACAGUGAAGUGGAAUUCCUGGCAGGUAUUCAUUGUGUUUCAGAUUGUCAAUUGGAUGUGUUGCGCCAUUGUGUGUUUUGGAAACCGAUUCAUUCCUCUAAUCAACCGCGUCUCCCUCAUUCUAUCCAUGUGUGGUCUCCUUACAACGGUGGUGGUUCUCGCCGUGAUGCCGAAAAACCACGCCAGCAGCGCACAGGUCUGGACUGAGUACCACAAUAACACGGGAGGUUGGUCAGAUGGAGUGUGUUUCAUGACCGGUCUCUUAAAUGCUGCCUUUGCUGUUGGAGUUCCAGACUGUAUCAGCCAUUUAUCAGAAGAAGUUCCCAAACCCGAAACCAAAGUCCCCCAAGGAAUAAUGCUCCAAAUGCUCACGGCUUUUGUCACAUCUUUCGUCUACCUUAUCGCCCUCUUCUACUCCAUCCAAGACCUAGACGCCGUCUUCGCAAGCAACAUCGGCUUCUUCCCAACCGCCGAGAUCUACCGACAAGCGACAGGCUCCAACGCAGGCGCAAUCGGCCUGAUCGCGGUACUUUUCCUAGCAACCUUCCCAACCCUAAUUGGCACAUUUGUGACAGGCGGUCGAAUGUGGUGGAGUCUGGCGCGCGAUAACGCAACGCCCUGUUCGAGCUAUUUCGCCCAAGUCCACCCAACCCUAAAAUGCCCUGUGCGUGCAACAGUCGCCAUGGGCGCACUCGUCACCUGCCUGGGAUGUAUAUACAUUGGCAGCACGACGGCAUUCCAAGCGUUGAUCUCGUCAUUCAUCGUGCUGAGCUCGUUGUCCUAUUUUGGUGCCAUCCUCCCCCAUGUCUUGUCCGGUCGUCAGAAUAUGGUCCCUGGGCCAUUCUAUAUGGGACAGAAUCUUGGGAUGUUCGUUAAUGUUGUUUCUUUGAUAUAUAUUUUGGUCACUGUGGUUUUCUUCUGUUUCCCAUUUGUGAUGCCGGCCACGGUUCAGAAUAUGAACUACACCAGUGUGAUCACCGUGGGAUUGAUGGUCCUCACUGCGUUUUGGUGGUUCUUCCGUGGCAGACGCCAAUACCAUGGUCCGCAUUAUAGUUUUGAGGCUGCGGAGAGGUUGGCUGCCUAUCAAGAUGGCAAGGAGGGCCGUCGAUCUUUUGUUGAUACUAUGAAUGGACCAACCCCGCGUGUUGAACAGGGGGAUGAUUGA